AUGGGUUGCAGGUCAUCUCGUCACAUAGAAGAAAAUGGCAAUUCUAUGUUAGAGAUAAAAUAUAGAGAACGCGAAACAUCAAUAAAACCUAAAUCACGAAACGAGUAUAAGGUUCUCGACAUACAUGAUCAAUCACAAAAUGUACAAAUUCAAGCACCAUCAGCGACACCAAAAUACAUUAGUCAACACAUGUCAGAAAAACCAUCACAUAUAAGAAAACCAUCUACAUCAACAACACGCAUCACGCCCAACUUUCCAACAUACAUUGAUGCAAAAUGUGAAGAAUUCCGAAUUUGGUUUACCACCGCAACAAAAUACUGUUACUGGAAACAAUUAGGAAAGCGUGCUUCGUUGCAACAACAAAUUUUCGCACAAAUAGUCUUGAAAAAAAUCAAUGAACUCGAGAUCUGUUUACGCGAGAAACAAUUAUCGGAAGGUCUCCGGGACGAUGAUCCGAUUGUGGUGGAUCGCCUAAAGAAUUUAAAGAGAAGUCAAGUAUUUUGGCAGGUUUUUUUAGGAAAAGGUGUUUUUAUCGAUUUACAUAAUGAACCAAUUUUUGAAAAAUGGUUUUAUCUGGAUUGGGAACAACAGUUUGGGUGUAAAAAGAAGGAUUCUAGUUGUGUUGGUAAAAAUGUAAGGGCAAAGGCAAAAUGA
Molecule: messenger RNA, 654 nt
Organism: Ambispora leptoticha
Lineage: Eukaryota; Fungi; Glomeromycota; Glomeromycetes; Archaeosporales; Ambisporaceae
Source: the annotation of a GenBank genome assembly